Molecule: messenger RNA, 2448 nt
Organism: Penicillium nucicola
Lineage: Eukaryota; Fungi; Ascomycota; Eurotiomycetes; Eurotiales; Aspergillaceae
Product: FAD-dependent oxidoreductase
Exons: 5
Coding region: 1-2448 (815 amino acids)
Molecular function (GO): FAD binding
Source: RefSeq, a predicted model, not a curated record
AUGGCAACCAAGCACGAAAAGUUUCGCGUGAUUAUAGUCGGCGGAUCGGUUGCUGGUUUGACUCUGGCUCACUGCUUGCUCAAAAACAACAUCGAUUUUGUUAUCCUCGAAUCAAAUUGCGAAAUUGCACCUCAGGUAGGUGCGUCAAUUGGAAUUCUUCCCAAUGGUGGUCGCAUUUUAGACCAAUUGGGCAUUUUCGAUGAUAUCCUUGACGCAACGGAGCCUCUACAACACGGCUGUACCUGGUCCGCAGCAGGCAAGAUGAUAUCAAAGACGAAUGCCCCUCAGAUCAUUCAUGAAAGGCAUGGAUAUCCAAUUACCUUUCUCGAUCGCCAGAUCUUGCUGGAGGUCUUAUACAAAAACUUGAAAGAUGGAGAUCGUUGCGUACAUACCAAUAAGAGGGUUACCAGAGUCGAGCACCUUUCGGAGAAAGUGCGGGUUCACUGUACAGACCAUUCUGUUUUCGAGGGUGACAUAGUCGUUGGAGCCGAUGGUGUGAGGAGUACAGUGAGACGAGAGAUGUGGAAAUACAUGAGCUCUAUCGAUUUGGAAAAACAAUCAAUAGAAGAACAAGCUCGCAUGUCAUCUGAGUAUUCCUGCGUCUUUGGAAUAUCGACUGCAACUCCAGGACUAGUGCCCGGACAAAGUCAUCGUACUUUUGCAGAUGGCUACUCGACCUUGGUAGUUGUGGGCAAGGAAGGGCGUGUUUUCUGGUUUUUAUUUACCAAGAUGGAUCGUGUCUACUCUGCUUCAGAAAUCCCCAGAUUCGACAAGGAAGACCUCGGAGAGCAUAUCAACAAACACGCUCAUGUUUCAAUCACGGACAGUGUGACCCUCUCUGCUGUUUAUCAAAAUGUUGUGUCCAAGAAUUUCCUUGCUUUGGAGGAAGCUUUCUACACGCGUUGGUGCAUAGACCGAUUUGUUUGCAUUGGUGACUCGGCUCACAAAAUGACUCCUAAUAUGGGUCAAGGCGGUAACAGUGCUAUUGAGAGUGCUGCUGCGCUAGCUAAUCAUCUCGCUGCUUUGAGCAAAGAGUCCUCAAGCAACUACAUUCCUCUCACAAGAAUUCAGGCUGGCUUAUAUAACUGGCAAACAGCACGACAGCCACGGGCAAAAGAGGUCUGGACCAAGGCAAACGGCUUGACACGACUUGAAGCUGGAGCAACAAUCAAAGACAAGUUGAUCGCUCAGUAUCUGCUGCCUUUCAUGAGUCAUCUACUCAUUGACAAGAUGUCUCAAACGCUUUUUGGGGCAGAAAAGCUCGACAAUGUCCCACUCAAUCCACGAGCAUCUCAAUGCUCCAUGCCACUUCACUCUCAAUUGAACCCCGAUCAUGAACACACGGCUUGGAGACGGGCUUUAUGGACUGCACCCCUGAUCGGAUGUCACUAUGUUUCUAAAAUUACUAUGGGGGCGAUUUUACACAAGUUGAGGCCCUUUUUGGGGUCCAUACUUCGCCAGGGCUCUUGGACCGCAAGCAACGGAGAAAGUUUGAAUCUGUUCAGGCCUAUCUAUAACAUUUCUUUCCUUGACAAGACCUUUAUGCCUCUUAUUUGUUGCUUCUUGCCUUCUAUAAGCGGCUCAGAUCCGAGAUCAUACGCACAAAUGAUCUCAUUCAUGGCUGACAUUGGCCCGAUUUACGGGAUCUGGCUACUUGAAAGUUAUCGGAAAGGAAAAUCCAGCUUUGAAGUAUUGCUACCAACCGUGAUGGGGAUCGCGUUUCAGCUGAAGGGAAUCGGCAAAAUUGCCCCCUUAUACUACGCGAUUGAGUACAUCCACUCCCCUCUUUCCAGUCUCACUCAAGGAGAAAAUCGCAAUAUCAAGGUCACCGCAUUGAAGUCCUUUUUGCCAGCCAUGCUCGCAGGAUACUAUUUGCCAACUUUCGGUAACUUCUUUGCCUCCACCCUUCAGUCUCGCCGAUCGUACAAUGCUUUCUGGCAGCUGUUUCCCAUAAUUGUACCUCUCUUCCAGCUCCCCUUCUAUUUCUGUGGAAACCAAAACUCUCAACCCAAUUCUACCGAGAGACAAAGACGCAGCAAGAAUAAUAUAUUCUAUGUCCGUUGUGCAUACGGCACUAUGGCCGCAAUCUCAGGAUUGACUUUCCUUUAUGCCCGAAUUUCAGCUCCUCGUGGCACAUCUUUUGUCUCUAUCUUCUUUCCCAGUCUGUGUGGGCACACCGAGCCUGUUCCCUCAUUUGCCGCUGGGAUUGCAACGUUCCUUCAGUACGAUGAGCUGAUCUCUAUGGCGUCUGGAUAUUUCUGGCUCGGGCUUCGGUUCCUGGAGAUGAAACAGGAUGGUCCAUCAUGGUGGAAGUCGGUAUGCGCUUUGAUUGGUGCUACUAUCACUCUCGGUCCAGGUGCAGCAUUUGCCCUAGGUUGGGGAUGGAGGGAAGAAAUUCUCGCUCAAAAGACACUUCAAGAUGGCAAACUUUCCAAUCGUCAUAUUUGA